Lymnaea stagnalis (great pond snail) is the source of this 1625-nucleotide messenger RNA. The record is from the annotation of a GenBank genome assembly. Lineage: Eukaryota; Metazoa; Mollusca; Gastropoda; Lymnaeidae.
UGUUUAGCGUGUGAUGCUGGUUACUUUGGAAUCGACUGCAGAAAUAUGUGCAGUAAUUGUUCAGGUCAAUGUGAAGGCAAAGACGGCAAAUGUACCAGUUGUGCAACUAAAGGAAAAAAACUUCCAUAUUGUACAGAAGGUAUGCAAACUUAUUUUGACAAAUCUAGCCUCGACACACAUUUUAAAAGACUCAAAGGUCACAUAAAAAGUUAAUGAAUUUUUAAACAUAAAACCAUCCAUAAUUGAUAUGUAGAAACGACAUUUACAACUGAAUAUAUUGCGUUAAAGAAAGGUUAUUAUAGUUACUUAGAAGCAUGAAACGGGUGAAUCGAACUUUAAAAGUGAAGAUUUUUUUUUUAAAGUGUUUAUACUAUAAUGCUUAAAUAUUUAACAAUACUAUCUUAAUUAUACAUAUAUUUUGCAUGAAUACACUUUUUACUGUAGUUUUUUGGAUUAUAUAGUCCUAUAAAACAUAAUUUAUUCAUUAACUAAUAUUUCCGGUAAAAAAUAACUAACUUUCUAAGAAAAAAACACACUGCUUACUUAAAACGCUUUUAACUUUUUAAACUGAAAACAAAAAAAAAUAGUUUCCUAAAUCAAAAAGACAUUAUAAAAUAUUUUUUACAUAAAAGGUUAGCUUUUUUUCUAGUUAAUAAAAUUGUGUACAGUUAAAACAUUAUUAGUAUAAAUCUAACCCCACAAAAUGAAAGUAUUAUUUUUCGUAUAUUUUUAUGUAAGAAGACAGUAUUUAUUUUUGAACGCAUUUAGCAAAGUUUCUACUUCUUCAGGUUGUGAUCCUGGUUUCUAUGGGAGUGACUGCAAGUCAAACUGUUCAGAAAAUUGUUCUCAAACUGGGUCUUAUUGUGACGUCAUAGAAGGGAAAUGUUUCGAGUGUAAGCCUGGUUUCUACGAAUCCUAUUGUACAAAAUCUUGUUCACCCAACUGUAAAGAUUUAUUUUGUAAUAUUACAAAUGGUAAAUGUUUUAGUUGUAAAUCCGGAUACUAUGGAAACAUAUGUUCCAACGAAUGUUCCAACAAUUGUAAAGACUCUAUUUGUGAUAUCAACUCUGGGAACUGUACCAACUGCAACCCUGGUUUCUAUGGCGCUAAAUGUACCACAUCUUGUCCCACCAACUGUAAUGAUACAGUCUGUGAUAUCAACUAUGGUAUUUGCAUUCGUUGUAAGGCUGGCUUCCAAGGUGAUAAGUGUGAUGAAGGUUAGUAAAAAUAUGAAUAGAAUAAAUCUAAACAAAUUGUAUAUAGUUAAAAUAAAAAAGAAGAAAAAAUGUUGAACAUUUCGUUUACAAUACAAUACCAUUUAAUUGGGCUCAUAUAUUAUUUAAUAACUUUCAAUGUUUUAUCUCUUUUUAAAAUCUAUUUAAAAUCAUGAAUGAACAAGACUCUUUGUUUUAAAUUUAUUUAUUUGAAGUGAUAGUAAAAUUUACUUUAUCUUCACAGAAUGCAGUUUCUCCACUUAUGGUGAAAGUUGUAAAGCCAAUUGUAGUUCAAACUGUAACACGAAUUCAACAGGAGCUCGAAUAUGUGACAAUGAAAAUGGUCGAUGUUUAAAUGGAUGUCGAAGUGGAUUUGAGGGACUUGACUGCGCAAAAUGUGAGUUGAUUUGA